AUGCCAAAGCCCGCAAGGCCCGAGAAGACCCUAGAGACCCGGCUGAAGGAAGCGAUCAAUGCGUUUGAAGAUGCCGAUGCGCGCGGAUCGAGCGGGGCGGACAAGUACGAGAUUGAGGUGCAGGAGUUGAAGCGGCAGGUCGCCAAGGAGAAGAAGGAGUAUAAGCCUCCGCAGCAUCCUGCGCUACAAUUCGGCCCACUAUCGAUGACUGUCGCAAGCAUGGCGAUCAUCUCGCUCGGCCUUAGUAUCCUGGACCUACCGAGGGACAUGAAGGCGUUCUUUAUCCUCUUCAGCCGGAUCACUAUCGUCGCUGUCGUGUGCCUGGUCUCGUAUACCGCCGUGAUAUGGUAUGGGUACAACGAGGCCCUCAAAAAGAUGCCCGUCCCGGAGAGCGAAGCAGCCAUCAAGUUGGCCAAGCUGCUCAAGAGCAAGCCGGACCGGCCGGACGCGUGGGCUCACACCCGCUCCCAUCCCUCGGCAUUCCUUACUACGCGCAUGGCCCCACCGCGCCUCUUUCCUUUCCCGAUGGGCAAGACAAGGCCAGAAGCGAGUGUCAAGGAUGAGCUCUGGUGGGAGGGUGGUAACGCGCCGCACGUCGGCCACUUCAACAAGCCCAAACUCCCUCAGCCUCCCGGACCGCCCGACGAAGAAAUGCUCAUCGCGCGCGUCAAGCAGGGGAUGGAGAUUGAUAAACAGCGGGAUUUGUGGAAGAGGCGGAUAAGGGAGGUACAGUAUCUCAGCUGUGUAGUCGUCACGUACUUCAUCAGUAACAGAAUCGCCAUCCUCGCUCUUUGCUAUCUCAUCUACUCGACACUCGCGCGGGAACUCGAGAAUAUGCUGAGGCCGCCAACGAGCAUGGACGAGGUGUAUCACUUGAUUGACUCGAUGAGCGCCGCUUCGGCGAGGAUGCAGUCCGCGCCCAAGGGCGACCUCAAGAAGCGCAAACCCGGAGGCGGCAUGACCUACAUAUACGACCCCUCGACAGCGGACCAGAGCGGCCUCGAGCCCAGUGCGAAUAUCCCAGUCGUCCAAGUCCCGGCGCACGUCUUGAUGACUUCGGAGAAUAGCUGGUAUGCCGGUCCUGGCGAUCCCAUCAAGAAGGACUAA
Molecule: messenger RNA, 1107 nt
Organism: Dioszegia hungarica
Lineage: Eukaryota; Fungi; Basidiomycota; Tremellomycetes; Tremellales; Bulleribasidiaceae
Exons: 7
Coding region: 1-1107 (368 amino acids)
Source: RefSeq, a predicted model, not a curated record